ACUUUGAUGAAUCACGUGUGUUGAGGCCCUCUUAAAGAGAUAGGCACCAACUAAUUUCUCCACCCUAAACACCGCCCUGAGGGCGGCGGCAGCGGUCGUGGUAAUUGUAUCUGCUCAGGGGCAAGGCUUGUCCUAGCGCUGAGUAGUGGCAACGGCGUGUGGCGUCUGGGGUGCCUGGGAACCCGGAGUACCGGGGGCCUGAAAUCGGCAGCUUCGUAGGCAUACACACUCCCCCUCGGGAAGAGGUGCUGCCGAAUCAGCGCGGGGCAGCGGGACCGCCCCGAGGGGCUUCCUUAGUGGAGGAGAGGUGGGGUUACAGGGCACAGGUGACAGGGCCGGAGAAAGAUGGAGCAUCCCGGGGCGGCGGCGUCGGGAGCGGGAGGCGGCAGCGAGGAACCCAGUGGGGGCCGGAGCAACAAGCGGAGCACGGGGAACCGCGCCGCUAACGAAGAGGAAACGAAAAACAAGCCCAAAUUGAACAUUCAAAUAAAAACUUUGGCAGAUGAUGUGCGUGACCGAAUUACAAAUUUUAGAAAAUCUACUGUCAAAAAAGAAAAACCUCUUAUUCAACAUCCUAUCGAUUCUCAAGUUGCGAUGAGUGAAUUUCCAGCAGCUCAGCCAUUAUACGAUGAACGAUCUUUGAAUUUGUCAGAAAAGGAAGUACUGGAUCUCUUUGAAAAAAUGAUGGAGGACAUGAACCUUAAUGAAGAACGAAAAGCUCCUUUACGAAACAAAGAUUUUAUCACCAAGCGUGAGAUGGUUGUCCAGUAUAUUUCUGCUACAGCCAAAUCUAUAGUUGGAAGUAAAGUUACGGGAGGGCUGAGAAACAGCAAACAUGAAUGCACCCUGUCUUCUCAAGAAUACGUUCAUGAAUUACGAUCUGGUAUUUCAGAUGAGAAACUUCUUAACUGCCUAGAAUCCCUGAGGGUUUCUUUAACCAGCAAUCCUGUCAGCUGGGUUAACAACUUUGGCUAUGAAGGUCUUGGACUCUUAUUGGAUGUGCUGGAAAAGCUUCUGGACAAGAAACAGCAAGAAAAUAUUGACAAGAAGAAUCAGUAUAAACUUAUCCAGUGCCUCAAAGCAUUUAUGAAUAAUAAGUUUGGAUUGCAAAGGAUUCUAGGAGAUGAAAGAAGUCUUUUACUAUUGGCAAGAGCAAUUGACCCUAAACAACCCAACAUGAUGACUGAAAUAGUAAAAAUACUUUCUGCUAUUUGUAUUGUUGGAGAAGAGAACAUUUUAGAUAAACUUUUAGGGGCUAUAUCUGCAGCAGCAGAAAGAAAUAACAGAGAACGAUUUUCACCAAUUGUGGAAGGAUUAGAAAAUCAUGAAACUGUGCAAUUACAGGUGGCCUGCAUGCAGUUUAUAAAUGCCCUUGUCACUUCCCCUUAUGAUCUGGAUUUUCGAAUACAUUUAAGGAAUGAAUUCCUCCGUUCAGGACUAAAAACAAUGUUACCAGAUCUAAAACAAAAAGAGAAUGAUGAGCUUGAUAUUCAGUUGAAAGUAUUCGAUGAGAACAAAGAGGACGACCUAACUGAAUUAUCACAUCGUCUCAAUGACAUUCGAGCAGAAAUGGAUGAUAUGAAUGAAGUAUACCAUCUUCUGUAUAAUAUGUUGAAGGACACGGCUGCUGAACAUUACCUAUUAUCCAUUCUACAACAUUUUUUGCUCAUCAGAAAUGAUUAUUAUAUCAGGCCACAGUAUUACAAAAUAAUUGAGGAGUGUGUCUCACAGAUAGUGCUGCACUGCAGUGGUAUGGACCCAGAUUUCAAGUAUAGGCAAAGAUUAGACAUUGAUUUAACUCAUCUGAUAGAUUCUUGUGUGAACAAGGCAAAAGUUGAAGAAAGUGAACAAAAAGCAGUGGAAUUUUCAAAGAAGUUUGAUGAAGAAUUCACAGCUCGACAGGAAGCUCAAGCAGAGCUUCAGAAAAAAGAAGAAAAAAUCAAAGAGCUUGAAACAGAAAUCCAGCAACUUCGAACCCAGGGACAUGGGCUCUCAGGUGUAUCAGGAAUUCCAGGCCCGCCUCCAUUGCCAGGUGCUGGGCCAUCCCCACCACCACCUCCACCACCACCACCUCUACCCGGAGGAGCUCCCCCUCCUCCUCCACCUCCUUUACCUGGAAUGAUUGGUGGUGUACCACCGCCACCACCACCACCACCUUUGUUUGGGGGGCCUCCUCCUCCACCUCCUCUUGGAGGAGUUCCUCCUCCCCCAGGAGCACCAAUAGAUCUGCCUUUUGGAAUGAAGCAGAAAAAAAUAUAUACACCUGAGGUGUCCAUGAAGCGAAUCAACUGGUCAAAGAUUGAACCCAAAGAAUUAUCUGAGAACUGUUUCUGGUUAAAAGUUAAGGAGGACAAGUUUGAAAAUCCAGAUCUCUUUGCAAAAUUGUCACUGAAUUUUGCUACCCAGAUAAAAGUUCAAAAGAAGGCAGAAGGUUCAGAAGAAAAGAAGACCCUGCCUACAAAGAAGAGAGUGAAAGAGUUGAGAGUUUUAGAUCCUAAAACAGCCCAGAAUCUGUCCAUCUUCCUAGGAUCAUACCGUAUGCCAUAUGAAGAUAUAAAAAACGCUAUUCUGGAGGUCAAUGAAGACAUGUUGAGUGAGGCCUUAAUUCAGAACCUUAUAAAACACCUUCCUGAGCAGACGGUACUCAAUGAAUUAGCAAAGCUGAAGAAUGAAUAUGAUGACCUUUGUGAGCCUGAACAAUUUGGAGUCGUGAUGAGCUCAGUGAAAAUGUUGAAGCCUCGUCUCAAUAGCAUUCUUUUUAAACUCACGUUUGAAGAACACAUAAACAACAUCAAACCAAGCAUCAUAGCAGUAACUCUUGCCUGUGAAGAACUGAAGAAAAGUGAAAGCUUUAACAGACUUUUAGAGUUAGUUCUUCUGGUUGGAAACUACAUGAACUCAGGCUCAAGAAAUGCCCAGUCUCUGGGUUUUAAGAUCAACUUCCUUUGUAAGAUCAGAGAUACUAAAUCAGCAGAUCAAAAGACAACCCUCUUGCAUUUUCUUGCUGAAAUUUGUGAGGAAAAAUACCGGGAUAUUCUGAAAUUUCCUGAAGAACUGGAACACGUAGAAAGUGCAAGCAAAGUUUCAGCUCAAAUUCUCAAGAGCAACCUUGCAGCAAUGGAACGACAAAUUGUUCAUCUGGAAGGUGACAUCAAGAAAUUCCCUCAGACAGGAAAUGAACGUGAUAAGUUCGUGGAAAAGAUGACGAGCUUUACAAAGACUGCCAGAGACCAGUAUGAAAAACUGCUCACCAUGCACAACAAUAUGGUAAAGCUCUAUGAGAGUCUUGGAGAAUACUUUAUUUUCGACUCUAAGACAGUGAGCAUAGAAGAGUUUUUUGGUGAUCUCAGCAACUUCCGAACUUUGUUUCUGGAAGCAGUGAAAGAGAACAAUAAGAGACAAGAAAUGGAAGAAAAGACUAGGAGGGCAAAACUUGCAAAAGAAAAAGCUGAACAAGAGAAGUUGGAACGCCAGAAGAAAAAGAAGCAACUUAUUGAUAUAAACAAAGAGGGUGAUGAAACUGGCGUGAUGGAUAAUCUUCUAGAAGCCCUACAGUCAGGUGCAGCAUUUCGAGACCGCAGAAAGCGGAUUCCGAGGAAUCCAGAUAACAGACGAGUACCUUUGGAAAGGUCACGCUCUCGCCACAAUGGAGCUAGCUCAUCUAAGUGAUUCCUGAUGCCAAAGAAUAUAAAAAUAUUUAAGUAAACAAAAUCAAGCAUUUUGAGAACAAAACAUGCACUCAAGGGAUGGAGAGGAAAUAAGUGCAUUUCUGCAAAGAUCAAGCUAAGCCAGAUGAAACAGCCUGCAUUUGUAAAGCUAUUGCAAGACUCCUCUCACAAUUCUACUAUGAACACAAUUACCAGGAUUAUAAAAUGUGUGCUCCAUUUUAAUGUAGAGAUGCAUAUUUUUUCUUAUUGUGAGUGACCUGAUGAUGAUGAUGAAAAGUGUAAGAAAUUGAAGAGUUCUAAGGCUUUCGAAAACAUUCAUUCUGUCAGAAAUUUACUAUGUUACUCAAAUUUGCAGUCCACGUCCCUAAAAAAGAAACAAGAAAAAUAAUAGAAUUAUUCAGUGUCUGCUUUGAUUCCUGUUGAACAGAAAAGGAAAAGACCAAUGAAAAUGUGUGUAUUAACUCUGUAAGAGAAGCCAUUUUAGAAUCUCAGAAAAAGUACUGCUUCACUGCCAUCAAGUUAUUUAGAAUCUUAUCUCAAGUCAGAGCUGAUGGAUUUUCAUCUGCUUUGGCUGAAAUUAAAUUUAUCAUUAAGCUAGCAUUUUCAGCAUGAUAUUGCAGGCACUUAUCAUUGCUAAAAAUAAACCAAAGUUUAAUGGAAGCAGUUAGAGAAAGUGAUCAAAACUUUAUUGAAAGGAGUAUUUUCUAAUUAUGCACAUAUAUCUACUUUAUACAAAUACUUUAAAUGGCUAUUUUUGAGAAAAACCUCACAUUUUAAUGUUUAUGCUAGGGAUGAACCUGAAAAUUCUAUUACCUUUAUUUAGAUUUUUAAGGGUAAAUAUUGAGUCCUAAUCUCUGUGGUUUAUUUCUUCUAUUUUUCUUUCUCCCAUGACCCUCUUGACAGCAGGGAAUAGAGUUCUAGAAGACCUGAGAAGAAAAAGAUUUCUCUCUGCAGGAGGCAGCAGAAAAAUAAAAGGUCAAUUGUUUCAUGUUUUUCUACUCCCCUUUCCAACUCUGCCUCGGUGGUCUGGAGAAGAAAAAGAAAUUAUACGUGUGUAGGUGUACGUAUGUGUAUAUAUUUAUAGCUCCUGCUACAAUAAUUCCACAUCUCAGUGACUAAGUGAACUUCUCAGUCAUCAUCAUACUUACUUACCUUAUAUUAACAAAUUAAAAUGAUGCUGCCAUAAACAACUCCAGGAGAAAAAUAGGCCCUACAUUGUUCUUAAAUCAAUGAGGGAGUAAGAGUUAUACUUAACUUGUCUAUUGUUUUCAAAUAUGCAUUGAAAUAAUGUGGUAUAACUUCUCUGGAGUGCAAUUUUAAAACUAAUCCAUGCAGGUGAUUGCGAUUCUUGUAAAAGAUUUCUUAUACGUAUAUAUCUUAGAGAAUCUUAUUUCUACUCCUCCAAAGCACAUUCUAGACAUUCAGCAAGAACAGACUGGCUUGGCAAGUCACCACUUGAGAUAAAGUAAACAAGUGACCAAUAGCUCAGAGUUUCUUUUAUAUAGAUGUAUAAUGACUCAAACUGCUGCCUUUUCCUCCAGUGCACUCUUACUUGGGUGUUAUACUUUAAAAAGCUAUGAAGCUGCUACAGUAGAGAAAUCAAAAAGAAUAAUAGUAUCUGAGAUUUUACAGUUUUUUUCUCAUCUUAAGAUGCACAUAGGCAUACACAGACAAUUUUAAGAGACAUAUCAAUAUCACACUGUUUUUUAACAAAGAUUUAGGUUCUACUAAUUUAUAUAAAUACUUAAUGUGUGUAUUUUGGACUUCACAAAGUCUUUUCUGAAAUAUUCAUGGUAUGGUUUUAGUAUUUUGAUAGAUUUUUAGGCUAUAGGAAAAUGACAUUAUAAAAUAUUAACCUUGACUAAAAUUUAGGGGCAUUUGCCAUGCCAUAUUAUCAAGCUGGUUAAGGUGGAAACACUGAUGUGUAUCACCUUUUCCAGAUGUGAACUUGCCUUAUUUUUUAGUUUGUGGGGGAAAAAUGAAGUACUAUUGUGGAUAAAUUUAUAUUUCUAUUUAGAGUAACCCCACAUGCUUUUCACAAACAUUAUGAAGCCUUUUCAGGGUCUUUCAUGAAGUUUCAGUAAUUGAGUUCAGGGGAUUGCUUCCCAGAUUUAGAAUGGUCCUGCUCUAGCCAUUUGCAGUUUUGUUUUACGUAGAAGAAUAUCACCCAAAAAUAAGUACAUAGUCACAAUUUUAAUAUAGGAGCAAAUUAUACUAAUGUCUUUUGUUGGGUUUAUUACUACCACAUGUGAGAAGUACCAAUUUAUGAAGAUUUUCUUCAGAAUGUUUUUUUGCAAGUACAAAACCCUUAAAUUGUUUACUAAUUAAAUUAGUUUCCUUUAACUGCUAUAACAAAUUACCACAAACUCCGAAAUUUACUCUCUCAAGGUCCUGGUGGCUAGAUAUUCAAAACCAAGGGCCAUGCUUUCUCCAGAGGUUCUAGAGGAAAAUCUUCCCUUACCUCUUUCAUCUUCUGGUGGCCGUUGGCAUUCCUUGAGUUAUGGUUGCAUCUCUCUUCACAUUAUCUUCUCUGCCUCUCAUAAGAACACAUUUACGUUGGCAUCUAGGGCUCACCCAGAGAAUCCAGGAUAAUUUCAUCUGAAGAUCCUAAAUUGAAUUACAUCUGCAAGACUCUUUUUUUUCCAAAUAAGGUAACAUUCACAAGUUCUGGGGAUUAGGGUGUGGAUAUCUCUUUUUUGGCCCACUACAGUCUGUCUUCUGGCCCCCCAAAAUUUAGGUCUGUCCCAUGUGCAAGAUAUCUUCACUUCAUCUCAACAUUCCCAAAAGUCUCAACUCAUUACAGUAUCAACUCUAAGUCUAGAAUCUUAUUCAAACAUCAUCAGUUCAAAAGUCUGACAUCUUAUCUAGAUCAUCUAAAUCAGGUAUAGGUAAAAUUCCUGGGGCAAAAUUCCUCUCCAUCUAUGGAUCAAUGAAACAAGACAGCAAAUCAUCUGCUUCCAAAAUACAAUGGUGGGACAGGUACUGAAUUAUAAUUAUAGACAUUCCUAUUCCAAAAAGGAGAAGAUGGAAAGCAUCUAUCCCGAUGAUUUUCAAAAUUCAUACAGCAAAAUCCCCUUAGGAUUUGAGGUCUGACAAUAAUCCUUCUUGUCUCAGGGCUCCGCUCUUUAGGCCUGUAGUUCUGCCCUUUUGGCCCAUGGAUUGAGUCUCUCCCUCUCUGCUAAUGGCUUGCACUUCUGUAUCUGCUCCCAUGCUUGGGCCUAUGCCACUGUAUCUGUAGCUCUGCCCUAGGAGUGAACCUUUAUAUUGAAGGAUAGCACAUGUAUGCAAUUUUAUCAGCCCGUUCCCUGUCUGUAAAAUUUUGGCAGUAUGACAACUUUCUCUCACUUUGUCUCUGUCCCUUUCAGGCCAACCUGGAAGUAUUUCUGCUGGUAUAACAUUCUCAAAAACUCUUUGGGCUUAUCACAUAUGUCACAUUGAUUCAAUAGUGAGACAAGAGAGUCCUCACAGAUCUUUGCUGGAUAACCUCAUCUCUAUUCUGGCUUCUGAGAUGGUUGAGCAGAUCCAUUAAUCAACACCUAAUCUCUCCAACACUAGCCAAAGAUUGUCCAGCCACACCCUUGGCUUUAUCUCCAGAGCAUACUAUCCAAAUAGUGAGUCUCUAAUUUUAGCCUCUUUUAUAAUCUGAAUAGGCUCAAAAUUUCCUGAAUCAUGAAAUGUUGGUUCCUUGCUGCUUAACAGUUCUUUCCUCAAUUUCUCUCUUUCCUCUUGUAUUUUACUGUAAGCUCAAGAAGAAACUCGGCCAUAUCAUCAAUACUUUGCUUGGAAAUCUCAGCUAAAUAUAGCCAAGUUUAUCACUUACAAAUUCUACUUUCCAUACAACUGUUGGAGACAAUUCAGAUAACCCUUCUGCCACUAUAUAACAAGGAUCACUUUUCCUCCAGUUUCCAAUAAAAUGUACCUCAGUUCCUUCUAAACCCUUAUCAGAAGUACCUUUAACAAACAGUCUAUUUAAGGCAAUCUAUGCUUUCUCUAUCAUAUGCAGCAAAAUUCUUCUAGCCUCUACCCAUUACCCACCUCCAAGGCCAAUUCCAUACUUCUAGGUAUUUGAUAUUAGCAGGACCUUACUUCCUGGUACCAAAAUCUGUAUUAGGUUCCUUUGGCUGCUGUAACAGAUUACUCCAAAUGUUGUAGCUUAAAACAACAGAUAUUCUCUUACUGUUUUGGAGGCCAGAAGUCCUAAACUGAGGUGUUGGCAAGGCUACACUCCCUCUGGAAGCUUUAGAGGGAAAUCUGCUCCCAACCUCUUCCAGUUUCUUGUGACUCAUCAUUCCUUGGCUUGUGGCCAACUUUCUCUCUGCUCUACACAUCACCUUUCCCUUUGUAUAUCUAAUCUACCUCUGCUUCCCUCUUAUAAGGACACUUUUGAUGGCAUUUAGGGCCCAGCCAGUUUAUCCAUAAUAAUCUCCUUAUCUUGAGAUCCCUGAAUUACAUCUGUGAAGAUCCUUUUUCCAAAUAAGGUAACAUCACAGGUUCUGGGAAUUAGGACAUUGACAUACCUUUGGGGAGCUACCAUUCAGCUCACUGCACUAGUCAUUGCACAUAAUUGUACUUCUCACUUUUUAAAAUGCAUCCUUGGUGCUCAAGUCAAAUUCAAGGUUGUCCCUAAAAGCUAUUGUCUGCACAGGCUACUGCAUGCUUUGAUGUUAAAUAGCUGAACAGGCUAUUCUAAAAUUUGGUUGAUACUUUUGCCAUUAUGGCCAAUUAACUUGAAAAAAUAACUGGUUCCAAUUCUGAGCUCUGGUGUAUCUCUUCUGCCCCUUUUAUGAAAUCUUUUACCAAAUGACUUAUAUGAUUCAUAACAUAGGCAUAAAACUACUUCUGAUGCAAAAGGGUUCUUUACAUAUUUAUUGUAGAUAUUGUGACUCCCUCAGCUGAAGGGAGAGGUAACAGCAAAGCCUGUUUUGAAUGUGUAUUGAGGGAGAUUGUGCCCAUACCAAGACACCCAGAAGUAUUUCAGUAGCAACACAACUGUAGAUUCAUGCUCUCAUUUUGCCUUGGGAAUAAACAUCUUUCUCUUCACAGGACCAAGAAUGACUUGCAAUCUAUAUGUAAUGCAUACUUACUUAUUCAAUAAAGUUAAGAUAUACAUUAAA
This is a messenger RNA of Pteropus alecto (black flying fox), 8782 nucleotides long. It is a transcript of the gene DIAPH2, whose product is annotated as diaphanous related formin 2. Gene Ontology annotation, cellular component: actin filament; cytoplasm. Bases 346 to 3669 code for a protein of 1107 amino acids. Gene Ontology annotation, biological process: actin cytoskeleton organization; actin filament polymerization. Gene Ontology annotation, molecular function: small GTPase binding; actin binding; microtubule binding. Lineage: Eukaryota; Metazoa; Chordata; Mammalia; Chiroptera; Pteropodidae. The record is from RefSeq and is a predicted model, not a curated record. The transcript has 28 exons.